AUGUGCGACGUAAUUGCUGGAGUUGUCGGAUUUCUUUUUUGGAUGUUGCAUGCUUUCAUGUAUUGUGGGAUCAACCAAUCCUACCUAGAUCACACACCAGAAAACGAAUCGAGAUCUGUAACCACAAUAACCCAAGUACCAGAACGAGAAGGGUUACCCGGACACAACCAGGAAAUAUCCAUAGUCUCUCAACCAGAAAGCCAACCUGUUUCAGAUUGUCCUCCUUCAUGUAACAAUCCUGAAAACAUGAAACUCCAUCAUUCCAUGGCGACCGAUAAUGGAAUCGAAAACUAUGUUGAAAUGCUCGAAGAAGAACACGGAGAAAUGCGUAAAGAGAUUUUCAAUUUCCAGCAAAAAUUUCAACAAUUAAGUUUCAUCGUAACGAGCCUGGAGGAGAUGCAGUACGGAAAUGAAGAACUCAAACAAGAAGUAGCUUCAAUGCGGACUAGUGUAUUUGAGCAGGAACAGCAACGUCAACUCAUCGAAACACAGCUUCAGAAUGAGAUUAGUGACCUGCAAAGAAGCUUAGAGGCCGCGGAGAGCGAAAAUAAGAACCUUCUUUGUAAGCUUUCAGUAUUUGAACAAACUGAAACGCAAAUUCUUGAUUCUAACCUGCAAACCACUAAUGAGGUUCUCCAAAGCACGCCAGUUGGCAUUUACCAGCAACGAAACGAACAACCUGAUGCACAACAAAAUGAUCAUAGCACAUUGAAAUGUUCACCUCUUGUCAAUAAUAGAGCAACAGAGAAUCGAUCAUCUUUGCGCGCGACUGCCAUGAAAUGGCAAUCGGAUUGUGAAUCAGUUAAAUUUGACCUAAUUAAGGAGAAUGUAGAUUUAACGACGAAACUGGUGACUUUACAAGGAGAAUACCAGAACGAUCUUGACUUAAAAACCGCUGAAGUUAAGCGCAUCACUGACGAUAACCGAUCGCUCAAAUCAACUCUAGAUUUAGCGAUCGAAACACUCAACGUAAAACUGUAUCAUCUGGAUGAGGUGAAGGCCGAGUUAUACGAUUUGAAAAGUAAGCAACAAGAAGAAUCUUCCGUCCGCGAGGAAAAUGAAAGUCUUAAACAACAGGUUGCUUCUUUGCGGGAAACGGAGUUAAAGCUGAUGGAUGACAAGGAGAAUUUGAAAACAAGGCUGAAUUCCUUGUAUUCAAAAAAUCGCAAGAUCCUGGAUGCAAAGCAAGCGGCAGAGCGAGCUGCAGAUCAAGAGAGAUCUGUGGUUGAAGAACACCUCUCAACUAUAGCUUCGCUAAAAUCUGAUUUAGAGUUAGCCAGUAAGAUCAUGCAUGAGAAGACACUUGCGGAUGACGAACUACGCCAUGAGCUUGCAGAAGUCAAAACGCUCUGUGAUCAACUAGACAAACAAAACGAAGAAAUCAAAAUCGACAUGGAAAGGCUGAACGCCUCCGUUCGUAAACGAAAGUCUGAUUGGCGAUCAAGCGAGCUAAAACUGAGCGAAAGCAACGAAGACUUAAAGAAGAAAUUAGGUCGGCUACAGACAGAAAAUCACCGAUUGUUAGAGAAAAAUAGCCUGGUAAAGACUGACCUUGAGAUAGCCAAUAAGGUCCUGAACAAUUUGCGUGAAACGACCGCUGCGAAAGAACACGAGACUAUCGAACUCCGUAAAGAGCUUGAAGGUCUGCGCACAGAAAGCGAGAGGAUGAUGAACAGCUGCAAAGCUGCCUCCCUUUUUGACCAACUUACACCAGACUUAGUCAGAACCAACGGACUACUGGAAACGCAGACAGAUUUAAGCAUCCCAGAAAGUUCUGCUCGACGCCCAUCAUCCCAAUCGGAAUCCGAUGUCGAUGUUAGCCACCAACCAUGUGCAGAAAUGCAGGAAUUACAAACAAAACUACAAGUCCUUGAGGCUGAAAACCAGAACUUUACGACGACGAUUGCAGUGAUGCAACAGGCGGAAGAAGAUGCUCAAAGAACUAUACAAGAUCUGAUGAUGCAAUACCGGCUAGCUACAGAAAAGAACGAGGCUGUAAUCCAGGCCAACCGUACAGCAAUACAAGCGGCUGAAGAGCAAGCGGACGCGCUCUCUGAGGCCCUCACUGCUUUACGCGAAACCGCAACGGAAGGCGGUAGCAUCGUUGGGGCAGAGAAGAUUGACGAGAUGGGCAGUACGGACAUCACACAAAAGGACACGGAUAUUAGCAAGAAGAAGAAAGAGUCUAAGUUCAAACGAUGGCUAAAGAGGAGUGAAUUUCGUAAGCCUAAAGUCUCGCAAAACAACGCUGUUAUUAAGCUGAUGCAAAAUGCUGAAAGGUCAUUGAGUCAAAAAGCUAAUAAUCUCAAAGAAAGGGCCCAAAAUCUUCUUAAAAAGCGUCAAGACCUGCGAAAGUAG
Messenger RNA from Daphnia carinata, 2358 nucleotides. RefSeq lists its product as uncharacterized. The record is from RefSeq and is a predicted model, not a curated record. The coding region runs from base 1 to 2358 and encodes 785 amino acids. The transcript has a single exon. NCBI's taxonomy places the organism in Eukaryota, Metazoa, Arthropoda, Branchiopoda, Diplostraca, Daphniidae.